CAGAAGGCGCCCGCCAGCGACCGGCUUUUUAGAUCUUCUGGAAAGCCUAGAUUCGGAUGCCUUCUUAUUAUCUGUCCGACGCUUCAUCUCAAGACGAGGCAAACCAUACGAGCUGCUUUGUGACAACGGCACUAAUUUUGUCGGAGCCGAUCGGGAGUUGCAAGAAGCCUUUUCCGACAUGGGCCCGCAGUUACAGGAGCAGUUGGCUAGCCAAAGGAUCCACUUCCGAUUCAAUCCACCUAGCGCCCCUCACUUCGGAGGAACGUGGGAGCGAGAGGUGAAAUCCGUGAAGACAGCCCUAAAAGUAAUUCUGAAAGAGCGGUCUGUGCCAGAACCUGUCCUUCACACCCUCCUUGUGGAAACUGAAGGGAUACUGAAUGCUAAGCCACUUGGUUAUGUUUCUUCGGACAUCGCCGACCCUGACCCCAUAACACCGAAUCUCCUUCUUAUGGGACGUAGGGACUCUUCACUACCCCAGGUGUAUUACGACUCGCAUAACCUGCUGGGAAGGAGGAGAUGGAGACAUAGUCAGAUCUUAGCCGACAACUUUUGGACCACCUUUAUCCGACAGUACCUGCCCAGUCUCCAGGAGCGCCAAAAGUGGCGGACUGAUGGCAAGGAACUCGACACAGAGCAAGUCGUGCUCAUUGUGGACCCUCAGCUGCCACGGGCCCUCUGGCCUGUGGGCACUGUUAUGGAGACCUUUAAAGGACCAGACGGACGUGUUCGCACUGCGGCCAUAAAGGUCAAAGGUAAGACCUACAUCCGUCCUGUUGCCCGGCUGAUCCCGCUCCCCAAGUGCACUGAAGAGGAUCAGGACUCUUCUGCUGGCCUUUCUAACUGAUUACAAAUGUCACAUCUGACA
Molecule: messenger RNA, 865 nt
Organism: Melanotaenia boesemani (Boeseman's rainbowfish)
Lineage: Eukaryota; Metazoa; Chordata; Actinopteri; Atheriniformes; Melanotaeniidae
Exons: 2
Coding region: 179-844 (221 amino acids)
Molecular function (GO): nucleic acid binding
Source: RefSeq, a predicted model, not a curated record